CUCGGGUAAUGUAGUUCAAGAAGCAGUCACCGGCGCUAACCACAGAAAGUCCCCACAUAUCUAGAAAUACACUGACCAGAAGCCCCCGCGUCGAUUCUGCCACACGCGCAAGGAAACAUGAAUUACGCUCGGUUUCUGACAGCUGUCAGUGCAGCGAGAAAGCCUUCCCCUAUCAGGAUGCUGAUGGUGAUGAACAGGCUGACAGAUGAGGUCAGGCAGGAGUCUGUGUGGGCUAUGAUGUUUGCAGAUGACACUGAUCUGUAGUGAGAGUGUGGAGCAGGUGAAAGAGAGCCUGCACAGGUGGAGGAAUGCACUGAAGAAAACAGGAAUGAAGCUGAGCUGCAGCAGCGGUCACCUCCAUCGCUGAUUUCUUUGGCCGGAGGAGCUCCUAACCCCAACACCUUCCCCUUCCAGUCAGCUUCCAUCACGGUGAGGAACGGGCAGACAGUCACCUUCGAUGAGGUGACGAUGAAGAGGGCUCUGCAGUACUCCGCCUCUAAUGGAAUACCUGAGCUGCUGACGUGGAUGAAAAACCUUCAGAAGAACCUCCACAACCCGCCGACUGCGAGCUACAGCCCUGAGAGCGGGCAGAUGGAGAUGUGUGUGACAACAGGGAGCCAGGAGGGGCUCUGCAAGGUGUUUGAGAUGUUGGUCAACCCCGGAGACAAUGUUCUUCUGGAUGCGCCCACGUAUUCGGGAACGCUCGCAGCACUUCAGCCUCUCGGCUGCAACUUGAUAAACGUUCCCAGCGAUCAGCAUGGCAUGAUACCUGCAGCCCUGAAGGAAGUCCUGUCCCGGUGGCAUCCGUCAGAGGUCCACAAGCCCGGAAGCACUGCUCCCAAAAUCCUCUACACUAUCCCAAACGGAGGAAACCCCACCGGUGCCUCCAUGACAGCAGAGAGGAAGAAGGAAGUGUAUGAGCUGGCCAGGCAGUACGACAUGCUCAUCAUCGAGGACGACCCCUACUAUUUCCUACAGUUUGAAAAGCCGUGGGCUCCCACGUUUCUCUCCAUGGACGUUGAUGGGAGGAUCAUCAGGACCGACUCCUUCUCCAAAAUUCUGUCUUCAGGGCUGAGGAUAGGUUUCGUGACCGGCCCCAAACCGCUCGUAGACCGGGUGGUGCUGCACAUCCAGGCUUCAACAAUGCACACAAGCACCUUCACACAGCUCAUGGUGUCUCAGUUGUUGCACAGCUGGGGACAGGAGGGUUUCCUCCAGCACAUAGACAGGGUGAUUGAGUUUUACAGGAAACAGCGAGAUGCCAUGAUCAGCUCUGCAGACAAAUGGCUCAAAGAUGUAGCAGAGUGGCACACACCAUCAGCAGGCAUGUUCCUGUGGAUGAAACUGAAGGGCAUAGCUGAUACCCAGCAGCUGAUCAUGGAGAAGGCGUUGGAGAAAGAGGUCCUGCUAGUUCCUGGAGGUGUCUUCAUGAUCAACAGUAGUGAGCCCUGCCCCUACGUCAGAGCGGCCUUUUCUCUCAGCACACCGGAGCAGAUUGAUGAGGCUUUCAAAAGACUCUCUGCGCUCAUCAAAGAGGCUUUGUGAUGGUUUAUUCGUCCUUGGCAGAUGCAGCAUUUUUUAAAUAUGUGAUUGAAGGGUUUAGUUAAGUUUAGAUUUAAUUGUGUGUUCUUAUGACUAUCAAAAUUAUAGUGUUACAAGCCCAAAAUCAGGACCUACACAGAAAAACUAUAGAUGUGCCGACUGGGUGAAAAAGAUAUCUGAUCAUUUGAGUGAUGCCCGCCUUCCUUAGCUCAGAGUUUAUUUAGCAGACCAAGAAAUCGGUACAGCACACCCUAAAAGAUUAAUGAAGUUCUUCUAAAUCUAGUUUUUCCAAAUCUAACCAUCACCCAUCGCAGAGACGUCAUAAUCUCUGGGAUUAAUUCAUGUUACCAAACAGAUAGUUUUCCAGAAGAAAAAUGAUCCCUUCCUUGGUGAUCUGCUUUAACACAUGCAUGAGCACAUUUAUUAGGACUUCAAGUUUAUCUUCAGACACAGCCUUAGUGCAAUCAUAUAAAAUCCUUUGUAUUCUGUUCUUAAGCUUCUUAAGGACGAACAGAUUUAAUGCGUCUUGGCUUUCUGUGGUAAUGACAGAUAACCUUAAAACGAGGAGGGCAGUCAGGCUCAUUUGUUAGAAUUCAGGUCCUCCUAUUUUCUGGGAAAGAAAAUAAAAAUACUUCAAGUAGCUGAACGCACAAUGAACCAGGAACAUGAAGGAAUCAGGACUGGUUGGUUCAUCAUGAAAUCAGAGAGCUCAGUCUUAACAGUUCUCGAUAUAAUUAUUUUAAAAGUAGACCAGAGGCCUCUGCUACAAAGCAGGAUUUAGGUUUAUCUGGGUAACGUCAAGGUUAGCCUUGAGUUUUCUGUACUAUGAAAGUGGUUCACUAUGAAAGUAGUUCACUUUCA
Oreochromis niloticus (Nile tilapia) is the source of this 2403-nucleotide messenger RNA. It is a transcript of the gene aadat, whose product is annotated as aminoadipate aminotransferase. The record is from RefSeq and is a predicted model, not a curated record. NCBI's taxonomy places the organism in Eukaryota, Metazoa, Chordata, Actinopteri, Cichliformes, Cichlidae. The coding region runs from base 469 to 1545 and encodes 358 amino acids. Gene Ontology annotation, biological process: biosynthetic process. Gene Ontology annotation, molecular function: pyridoxal phosphate binding; L-kynurenine:2-oxoglutarate transaminase activity. The transcript has 15 exons.